Messenger RNA from Drosophila mauritiana, 1987 nucleotides. RefSeq lists its product as uncharacterized. The transcript is spliced from 2 exons. The record is from RefSeq and is a predicted model, not a curated record. Bases 662 to 1978 code for a protein of 438 amino acids. NCBI's taxonomy places the organism in Eukaryota, Metazoa, Arthropoda, Insecta, Diptera, Drosophilidae.
UCGAAUAUUGUUAUCGAUAGGCUAGUUAGUAUUUUGAGAAGUCCGAAUGUGGAAGGAUUUGUAAGCCCAUAUGUGUCUGGGCACAUUGUUAUUAGCCAUUGUAAAUUGCCGGGAAAAUUUAGCUUUUCAUUGUCGUGUAAAAGUUGGAGGACACACUGCGAAUAAAACGUGUUCUACUACCACGGAUUAGUCUGCCUUUUCUUUCGGGAACCAAUGCGUGGAGUAGCCGUUUAAGGCAACUCCAUUUGACGCACGACGACAAUCUUUUAUUCGCAGUCCUAGGGCGACUGCAGGGGCAACUUGCGCUGGAAUGACGGUUUAGACGGCCAGCUAUAGAGUUGCCGGAGCUGGAGUGACGGUUUAGACGGCCAGCCAGGAUUUGUGUGAACGCAGCCAGCGCUACGUACCGGCAGAGGAGUCGCAGCCAGCGACAGUGGCGUCGCAGUCAGCGACAUAGAGUGACGCAGCCAGCGUCGAACGCCGGUACGAACGAGUCGCAGCCAGCGACAAGGAGACGCAAGAAGCGUCAUUUGUGGAGACCGCAGCCAGCGGUCAGAAGGCGCAAGGAGCGCCAAGCAUCCGUGGCCGCAGCCAGCUGCACGAAGCGUCAGAGACGCCAUUUUGGACGCGCAGAGGCGCCGCCAUUUAGGAGCUGGGAAAGAUGCAGCAUUCCCCCAGGAGGAGUGCCCGGCUGAACGGAGGGGAAGCCACCCCUAUAACAACAGUGAGUCAGCAGCCAGCCAGUAGUGGAGCAGGAACUCGGACGCGGGUGAACACCACGCCGGCGUCGAUUCCUUGCCCGGCCACUACGGUGACUACAGUAGCUUCCCAACCUAGAAGUACUGCUGUCACAGCUGCGAGUUCAGUACCGGAGGUGAACCAGCCCCUCGUGUUGGAACUCAUGGAGAGGAUCGCAGCGUUGGAGAGGGAGCUGGAGAAGGCUAGAUCAAAGGAAAGUGUGAGCACCGCCAAUUGCGCGCCAAUCGCAGUUGGCCCAAGCGCAGUUGGCGCCAACAGUGGAGCGUCGGGGCGGCCGCCAUCUUGGAGCGGCCAGCCAAUACCCACAUCUAACGUAGAGGCCUUACAUAACGGGGUCGGGUCGGUGCCAUACAACGGUGACGGUGCGAGCGGUGCGGCCUGCACGCUGCCGCCAUCUUCGAGUGGACCGCCAUUGCUAACGACUAGCAACUAUUUUGUGGAGCCACUGUGUGCAACAGGCACUGCGCAGCCAGCGCAUGGACUCGUGCUACCGGGCGUGAGCAUCCACAAUGCGGCAACAGCAUCGCCACUUGUCGGAUCCUACGCCGCGACGACGCCGAGUGGAAUCCAGGGAGCAUAUGGGCCAAGGAAGCUUCCGGACUUGCCUAUAUUUGGAGGGCAGCCCGAGGAGUGGCCGAUCUUCAGCUGUGCGUUCGUGGAGACGACCCGAGCGUACAACUGCACGGACCUGGAGAACAACCAGAGGUUGUUGAAGGCGCUGAAGGAUGAAGCGCGCGAGGCAGUGAAGGCGCUACUGAUUCAUCCAGGGAAUGUCAGCGCCGUGAUGGAGCAGCUACGCUUUAGGUUCGGCCGACCGGAGCAGCUUAUACGCAGCCAGCUGAACAACGUGCGAGAGGUGCAGCCAAUCUCGGAGCACAAUUUGGCGAAGAUCAUUCCCUUCGCAACCCGAGUGAGUAACCUUGCGGCCUUCUUGCAGUCAGCGAAGGCGGAGCAAAACCUGGGGAACCCAACCCUCAUGGAGGAUCUUGUGGCCAAGCUGCCAACGAGCAAGCGAGUGGACUGGGCCAGGCAUGCUGCAACGAUUGCGCCCUUUCCCACUGUAGUCCACUUCAGCGCGUGGCUACAGGAGUACGCAAACGUGGUGUGCACGGUUUUGGACGUCGAGGGAAAGGAGCCGAGGCGUCGCAUAAUGAAUGCGAUCAACAGGAUGAUCGGCAUGGAGGUUGUCCCAUCUGUGGAGGACAGCAUGGAAUAUUGAGCUGCACAA